UUUUUUGACAGUGUGGUAUAAAAUCUGCUGUGUUAAAUGCUGAAUUGCCUGUGAAUUGACGUCUACAUAUUCUUGAGGGUUUUGGUUCUUAAAUGAAUAAAGAAAACAAAUUUCCUGGGCGGGAAAGAAGCAGACAUACUUGCUGGUAAGAUGAGUAUGGUACAGUUGCAAGGGCGGGACCAGUUGCUGACAGCACAAAAUGAAAUGCUCAAGGUACUCUACUCUACUGCUUCAUCAUAUAUGUCUGCAAGUUUGGUUGGCAGUUUCCCUUAUUACAGAUGCAUUGGCUGCAUCUGGUCAGGCGUUGAUUGCUAGUUCGGUUUCAAAAGGGAAUUAUAGAUCUGUGAAGGAUAUCACAUACUUCGUGUUGACUAUUGGUUUUGUGAUGGGUGUUACUUUGGCUGCAAUAUUGGGAGUUUCAUUUGGUUCCAUAGUCACACUGUUCACUAAGGACAUUGGAGUAUUGGCGAUUGCUAGAACCGGGGUUUUGUUUGUGAGUGCUAGUCAGCCUUUGAAUGCUUUUGCUUUUAUUGUUGAUGGUUUGCAUUAUGGAGUUUCAGACUUCCCGUAUGCUGCUUAUUCCAUGGUAUGCUUUUUUUUAGACAUGAACAUAAAAUUACAUAUUUGCCCUUGGAUUAAUAUGUUUUCACUGUAG
This is a messenger RNA of Lactuca sativa (garden lettuce), 655 nucleotides long. The record is from RefSeq and is a predicted model, not a curated record. NCBI's taxonomy places the organism in Eukaryota, Viridiplantae, Streptophyta, Magnoliopsida, Asterales, Asteraceae.